Chiroxiphia lanceolata (lance-tailed manakin) is the source of this 5136-nucleotide messenger RNA. It is a transcript of the gene CA5A, whose product is annotated as carbonic anhydrase 5A. The record is from RefSeq and is a predicted model, not a curated record. Gene Ontology annotation, cellular component: cytoplasm; mitochondrion. The transcript has 7 exons. Gene Ontology annotation, molecular function: zinc ion binding; carbonate dehydratase activity. Lineage: Eukaryota; Metazoa; Chordata; Aves; Passeriformes; Pipridae. Bases 155 to 1084 code for a protein of 309 amino acids.
UCCAAUUUUUUCAAAAAUAAGCCUGGUGACCCCUCAGUUAUCUCAGAGCUCUGUAUACAUAAGUUUUUUUUCCUCUUUGUGUUCACAGGUCCAUCGAGUCUGGACAGCUCCUCUGAGUGAGGAAGUGAAGAUUUUAAGGGCCCCGGUGGUGGCAAUGAAUGGUGUGAAGGCAAAAGCCCUGGGGUGUCUCUACCAGCAGCUGAAAAGCCUCCGGAGCCCAGCACGGCCCUGCAGCCUGGCUGCCUGCUCCAGGAAAAACAGGAAUGCUGCCUUGCAUCCACUUUGGCAGAGCCCACUGACAAUUCCUGGAGGCACCCGACAGUCUCCCAUCAACAUCCAGUGGAGAGACAGUGUUUAUGAUCCCUUUCUGAAGCCUCUGAAAAUCAGCUAUGACCCAACAACAUGUCUUCACAUCUGGAACAAUGGAUAUUCAUUCCUCGUUGAGUUUGACGAUUCUACUGAUAGAUCAAUAAUCGUUGGAGGUCCCUUGGAAAACCAGUACAGGCUAAAGCAGUUCCACUUCCACUGGGGAGCUAUAAAUGACUGGGGUUCAGAGCACACAGUUGACAGUAAAUUUUACCCAGCAGAGUUGCAUCUGGUGCACUGGAAUGCUGUGGAGUACCCGACUUUUGAGGAAGCUGUGAUGGAAGGGAAUGGCCUGGCUGUUAUUGGAGUGUUUUUAAAGCUGGGAGCACGGCACGAGGGGCUGCAGACCCUGGUGGAUGCCCUGCCAGCAGUGAAACACAAGGACACUGUUAUCGAGUUUGAUGUCUUUGAUCCCUCCUGUUUGUUACCUUCAUGUCCUGACUAUUGGACCUAUGCAGGCUCCUUGACCACUCCCCCCUUGACUGAAUCUGUCACAUGGAUUAUUAAGAAGAAGCCAAUAGAGGUGGAUGAAGAUCAGCUGGAGGCCUUUAGGAUGCUGCUCUUCACCUCAGAUGGGGAGGAGGAGAAGAGGAUGGUGGACAACUUCCGUCCCCUGCAGCCGCUGAUGGACCGAACCGUGCGCUCGUCCUUCCAGGUCAGGCACCUCCUGGACACUGAGGCACAGCCCCAGGGCCACGCUGAGCAGGUCAGGCCAUAGGUGGCCCAUCAACAUCAGGCUGCAGCACGUGGACAUAAUGUUAUUUCUCAUUAUUUUCCCUUUUCCUGCAGUGUAUCCCUGCACUUUCACAGCCAGCCCCAGUGGCAGUCCUGCUAAGUGCCCUUUGACCUUCACUAGAGAAGCUGUGAGGGUUUUUAGUUUUGCUUUUCUGAAGAAGUAAAUAAUAUCAACCCUUAACAAAUUGACUUGCUUUGAGACAGGGAUCAGUAAGGAAUUAUUAAGAUAGCUAAAGCUAAAAUAACAGUGGGAGAGGUCUUCCUCUGCCUGUUCUCUGAAUUGUUCUGUGUAUCUUCAAAUGCUGUUUCAGUGCCUUGCAUGAGUUAAUAAUCCUGGUCAAAAAGUUGUUAGCAAGGAGAAAGUGUGAAGAAGUGCAAAGUAUUAACACUGAUCAGGUGCUUUUGUGAAUUUGUUUGAGAUCUGAGAAGAGAACUGGAAGUAGUUUCUCUAGUCACACAUACAGAGACAUUUUACCUUCUUCCUUUUUCCUUGGGUGAAAAGAGGAAAAGGACAAAAAUGACUUGUAGAAUAAAAGCUCUUUCCAUUCUGUUGGCUGCAUGAUCCAUGUUUGAUGUGGAGGCUGCAGAAUGUCCACUCUAAACACAUCACAAGCCAGAAGACUUUCUUAAACCUUUUAACAAAUGUAGAAGCUUUUAGCUUUGGCAGCUUUUACUCUUCUGUGUUAAUAAUGUAUCAGGAGAAGAGAGCAGAGGAGAAUUCACCAGCAUCUCAGGACUGGCAAGAGCAGCAAAUUAGGUGAAAAUGUCCAAUUGAUCUCAGAAAACCGAUCACAUCAAAGGAGAGCAAGAUUAGAUAAGGUUCAGCUGACCCUCCCAGUGGGAUUUGGGGAAAAAAAGCCAAAACCAUUUUCUGAAACCUGUGCUAGGACAAAAUGCAGCCCUCAGAAAGGUUUUUGAUUUCAGUAACUCACAGAGCACCAGUGCACUCUCUUCAGAGUUUUGCCUUGAAGUGUAUUGUCUUAUAAAAAGACUUAUCCAGCUUCAGGACAACAGGGGACCAGUUUGUAUUUUUAGCACCUUAUGGUAACGAGGUCCAGUGGUGGUUGAAAUGUAUUUGUGGACCAAACCAAGCUGCUGUGGAGCUGCCACCUGCAGAGUCUUAUCCUGGAGCUGUGGUCCAAUUGCCACGAGUAGUAUCUACCUCUGCUCAUCCUACUAGGCCUGAUUUUCUCUCAAGCACCUUCUUCCCUGGCUCUUUCUGCUUCACUGGAUGGUCAGAUUUUCUGGUGAGGAGCAGGUCUAUCUGUAAACCAUGGUGUGAUCUUGAUUGAUUGUGUUUUUGAUUCUUGAGGAACCGAUCUUACUCAUUUGCUUCUCAUUGCUGCUGUGAUUCAGCACAAGGGAAACGUGACACUGGCUUGUCAAUCUAAAUCCAGAGCUUUAGAAUUGAUACUUUUAUUUUUGAAGUCCAAGUGUUCAGUUUAAAAGCACUUUAACACUUUUUAGUGUGACCCUGACGAUUUUAAGGUUUUGAAAUAAUCUUGUUUAACCAGUUAAGUGCCCCUAUCCUGCCUUUGCUUCCUUAAUAGCUCUACCUCAGGCUGUUGUUACUGUGCAACAGUUGUGCCUUUCUGCCCUGGCAAUUUGGAAUGUGGCCACUUAACUUUGGAGUGACUGUACAUGGUAAAUGUAAAAAAAAUCUCCCUUCUAUCCCAGUGUAGGAUGUUUUUUCUGUGUAGCGAAUUCAAAAUGGCAACAUCUCUCUUUGGUUUCUUUGCUUCUCCCAAGCCCUCUUACUGCUUGGGUGAACCUUUCCAUGUUGGUUCACCUUUCCAUCUCUCUUUGGAUGGGGCUUGGAGCAACCUGGUCUAGUGGAAGGUGUCCCUGCCCAUGGAAGGGGCUUGGAACUGGAUGAUCUUUAAGGUCCCUUCCCACCCAAACCAUUCCAUGAUUCCAUGAUCUCAGUUGACCUGUACAGUCUUUGGCAUCAUCACACAGACUUUCCACUAUGUACAGAAACACGUCAGUGAUGAUUUUUGCUAGAGAACGAGAUGUUCCAAAAUAAAUUCUGAAGGAAUAUCUCCAGUUCUGGCAAUAGGAAAAAAAUGUUUUUACUUUUUGCCUGAGUGUACAUGGCCUGGUCAUUAAGUCUGAGGUUUUUGUUCAGUGCUGUUCUUGCAAACACUUCUCUGAAGAGGACCCUGUAGAAGGGUGGCUGUGGUUCAGAUAUUUUACUACUCAUUAUUAAUAGGAAAAAUUGUAAUAUAAAGACAUGUUAAUGUUGCCUUAUAUUUAAAAAUAGAGCAGACUCGGCAGCACUGGGCUAUAGGUGACCUGCAUCAAUAAUAUCCUUAUCAUAUAUAAUAUAUUCUAAAAGGCUUCACGCAAUUGCUCAAUUUUUUAGUUGCCUUGGUAAUUUUCACCGAGUUUUUGGGUGUCUCUGCUCCCAAACAAGCUCUGUCUGAGCUUGUUUCACUCCUGGGAAAUACAAAAUACAGAUUUAGAGAACCACUGGGGUGUAAAUGUUUAACCUUGAGGUGCUCUGUAAUGCUGUGGUACCUCACACCCACCUGAGUUCUCCAUGCUGAGGUUUGCUCCACUGAACCACAUUUUCCUCCUGGGUGUGUAAAUCUCUUUUUAACACACCACCACCCAUCAGAGGCUAUGCUGAAUAUUCCCUUUUCCAGUGAUCCAUUUCAAGUUCUCAUGGAGAUUUACUUUGUUGAAGUAUUGUCAUUUAUUGUUCGAGAAUAGGUGCAUUAUGAAGUCAUACAGGUACUAAGCUAUACUCCAUAUUUAGAUAAAAUCACAUCUGUUUUUACUGCCAUAAAAUUAAUAAAUUUCAAUUUCAGCACUCAUCACUUCAAAUAUAUGGAAACAGGGUCAAUGUAGAAACAAUUAACUUUGCUACAACAAUAAGUUUUCUGUUAUUUUGCUGUUUCUUGCACUUCUGUGUAGUGUUUUAGCACACCUGGUUACAGUUGCAGGGCAGAUUGUUGUUGGAAUUUUCAGUUUGGAAAUGGACAGAAAGGGAAUUUUGGAUGUUAUUUUAAUUUUAACUUGUAUGUUACAAUGACUUUAUUGGCCCUGUGAGUGCUGACUUCAAGGAAAUAAUUGUGUGCCUGCACAUGUGUGUAAAACAGGAGAUGGGGUAGAAUUCUUUGCCCUUAUUCUCUGUUUUGUGUGUAUAAAAAUGAUUUAAUUGUUGGGUAAGAGCUGAUAUCUGUAAUGAUUUUGCACAAUUAAGUGAAACUUUAUUUGAAAGAGGAAUCUUUAGGCUCUUUAGGAUAGUACAAUAUGAAAGGGUCAAAGCACAUAUUUGUGUUUUCCUUGCAUAGUGGUCACUUUUGUAACUUAACAGUGCCCUGGGAGGCAUUCCUGUGGCAAUAAGUACUAGGAAUUAAAGACUGUAAUAGAAAUAAUUUUGGGAAAACUGACUGAAACGGGAGUGGAAGGUUUUUGAGCACAGACCUGUGUCUGUGUUGGCCUGACUUCCAGCUGCCUUUCAAUAUUCCUGUUAAAUGCUGCUCUUAUCUCAGUCUUGGUCACUUUGUGGUUGGAACAACUCCCUUUGGCAUUUGAAUGUUUGAUCUGUAUUCCUGCAUUCCAGAACUUUCUCACUUCAGGUGUAACCACCUCGUACCCCUGACCACUCUUGUGCUGCCUUCUGCCAGGAAUGACCCCAGAGCUGACAGGGGUGUCUCCCUUGGCUUUGAAAGCUCUGGAAACAGAGAUUGCUUUGAUCUCUACAGGGGUUUAGAGGACUGGAACUGUACUUUGGAGGAAGGGUUCGUUUGUGCCUUAAUUUUGAAUGUUUUAAUUUGUGUUUCUUGGCACAUCUUUGCUUUUUUCUUUGUUCACUGUGUUUUCAUGGCUGUUAUUACAUUUUGUAUAUUUUAAUGUUUGUUAUCUGCCUGAUCAUAAUUUACUGAAAAUAAUUGUCUUAGGAGACAGCAUCUGUAAUAGGGAAUGCCUUUUCCUUCAGUUUUUACCUGCUGUAUAGAACCUUGUAGCUGCUGGAUUUUACACUGUUACAUUAGUGUGCAACUGCAAUAAAGGACCAGAGAAACCUGU